Molecule: messenger RNA, 2401 nt
Organism: Pan troglodytes (chimpanzee)
Lineage: Eukaryota; Metazoa; Chordata; Mammalia; Primates; Hominidae
Gene: KCNS2
Product: potassium voltage-gated channel modifier subfamily S member 2
Exons: 2
Coding region: 427-1860 (477 amino acids)
Biological process (GO): protein homooligomerization; potassium ion transmembrane transport; action potential
Cellular component (GO): membrane; voltage-gated potassium channel complex
Molecular function (GO): voltage-gated potassium channel activity; protein binding
Source: RefSeq, a predicted model, not a curated record
CCACCGCGCCGCGCCCCGCGCAGGGCCGGCGCCCGGUCACACCCGCUCUGCUCCCGCCCCGGCUCACGGGGCGACUGCGGCGCGGGCUCCUGCCUCUCUCGGCGGGUGAGGGGCGCGCGGAUCCGGAGAGGGGGCUCCGCGAGCGGCGGGACCACGCAGCCACCUGUGAGCCUUCCGCAGCUGCGGGCGGCGGCGGCGUGCCCGGCCCGAGACGGGAGGAGACGCUCGGCGGCCCCCGCCCGCCGGCCCGCUGGGCGCACAUUCGGGCGCACACACUCGCACCCGCGCACGCACCGCCAGCAGGCAGCGGCCACCGCCGCGAUGCUCGCCCGCGGGUUGGGGAAGUUUCCCGCCGGCCUCGGCCGCGGGCGCCCGUGCUCCCAGGUGUAGCGCCCCCGCGCGGCGCGGGCGGCCGGCGCCUCCAGCAUGACCGGCCAGAGCCUGUGGGACGUGUCGGAGGCCAACGUCGAGGACGGGGAGAUCCGCAUCAACGUGGGCGGCUUCAAGAGGAGGCUGCGCUCGCACACGCUGCUGCGCUUCCCCGAGACGCGCCUGGGCCGCUUGCUGCUCUGCCACUCGCGCGAGGCCAUUCUGGAGCUUUGCGAUGACUACGACGACGUCCAGCGGGAGUUCUACUUCGACCGCAACCCUGAGCUCUUCCCCUACGUGCUGCAUUUCUAUCACACCGGCAAGCUUCACGUCAUGGCUGAGCUAUGUGUCUUCUCCUUCAGCCAGGAGAUCGAGUACUGGGGCAUCAACGAGUUCUUCAUUGACUCCUGCUGCAGCUACAGCUACCAUGGCCGCAAAGUAGAGCCCGAGCAGGAGAAGUGGGACGAGCAGAGUGACCAGGAGAGCACCACGUCUUCCUUCGAUGAGAUCCUUGCCUUCUACAACGACGCCUCCAAGUUCGAUGGGCAGCCCCUCGGCAACUUUCGCAGGCAGCUGUGGCUGGCGCUGGACAACCCCGGCUACUCAGUGCUGAGCAGGGUCUUCAGCAUCCUGUCCAUCCUGGUGGUGAUGGGGUCCAUCAUCACCAUGUGCCUCAAUAGCCUGCCCGAUUUCCAAAUCCCUGACAGCCAGGGCAACCCUGGCGAGGACCCUAGGUUCGAAAUCGUGGAGCACUUUGGCAUCGCCUGGUUCACAUUUGAGCUGGUGGCCAGGUUUGCUGUGGCCCCUGACUUCCUCAAGUUCUUCAAGAAUGCCCUAAACCUUAUUGACCUCAUGUCCAUCGUCCCCUUUUACAUCACUCUGGUGGUGAACCUGGUGGUGGAGAGCACACCUACUUUAGCCAACUUGGGCAGGGUGGCCCAGGUCCUGAGGCUGAUGCGGAUCUUCCGCAUCUUAAAGCUGGCCAGGCACUCCACUGGCCUCCGCUCCCUGGGGGCCACUUUGAAAUACAGCUACAAAGAAGUAGGGCUGCUCUUGCUCUACCUCUCCGUGGGGAUUUCCAUCUUCUCCGUGGUGGCCUACACCAUUGAAAAGGAAGAGAACGAGGGCCUGGCCACCAUCCCUGCCUGCUGGUGGUGGGCUACUGUCAGUAUGACCACAGUGGGGUACGGGGAUGUGGUCCCAGGGACCACAGCAGGAAAGCUGACUGCCUCUGCCUGCAUCUUGGCAGGCAUCCUCGUGGUGGUCCUGCCCAUCACCUUGAUCUUCAAUAAGUUCUCCCACUUUUACCGGCGCCAAAAGCAACUUGAGAGUGCCAUGCGCAGCUGUGACUUUGGAGAUGGAAUGAAGGAGGUCCCUUCGGUCAAUUUAAGGGACUAUUAUGCCCAUAAAGUUAAAUCCCUUAUGGCAAGCCUGACGAACAUGAGCAGGAGCUCACCAAGUGAACUCAGUUUAAAUGAUUCCCUACAUUAGCCGGGAGGACUUGUCACCCUCCACCCCACAUUGCUGAGCUGCCUCUUGUGCCUCUGGCACAGCCCAGGCACCUUAUGGUUAUGGUGUAAGGAGUAUGCCCAGCCCCUGAGGGGAGAGAUGCAUGGGAUAUGCACCCAGGUUUCUUUUACAGUAUUUAGAAUCGUUUUUAGAGGGUGGUGUGUCUGACACCAUGCCUUUGCACCUUUCCAUGAAAUGACACUCACUGGUCUUUGCAUCGUGGGCAUAAAAUGUUCACCUUUUUGCCAGAUGAGUACACCCAGAAUGCUAAUUUUUCUGUCCAUCGUGUACGCUAUUCUAGUGCUUGUGGCCCAGUACUGUCUAUGAGUUGUCGUGCUCCUGUUUCUGAGGUUGUCGUGUGAGUUCUGUACAAAAAGCCCCCACAAGUCUGUCCAGUGGAAAUGCAUCUAUGAGGUCAGCAAGGAUAUGAUGAGAUUUUGCUCACAGUCAUGUGAAAACAAAAUCUCAGCUCUUUAUCCAUUGCUUUCACUUAGUUUUAGUACCAAAACAAAGAGAAUGCAAA